Molecule: messenger RNA, 681 nt
Organism: Ixodes scapularis (black-legged tick)
Lineage: Eukaryota; Metazoa; Arthropoda; Arachnida; Ixodida; Ixodidae
Exons: 2
Coding region: 1-681 (226 amino acids)
Source: RefSeq, a predicted model, not a curated record
AUGUCACGAGCUUACGAAGACCGCCACUUUGCCAGAUUCUCGUACGACGCUCGGCGUCCGUGUACCAGUUACGGCCAUCGGAGCGCACGCUUCGUGGAACACGACCGAAAUCGUCGACUUUGGUACUGGCCCACGAUUGUCUCGCCGGGGAUUCGUUCGGCGUACUCGGAGUCCCUGCUAGGGCACCGGUCGCAGAUCAUUCCAGGACCUCUGGUCGAAGUGGAACCCCGCGACCCGGACCACGGGAGGUCCGCUUUGGAAACGAACUACAGUCCUGACGUCCUGGUGGCCUGGUGCCGGUUCCGUCAGAACAACAAGCUCAUGGGUGAAGUCCUUGGUCGGGCGAUGGUGGAGGCAACCGACUCUCAGGACUGGACGGAGACUUUGGAGCUCCGCAAACAGCAAGUGGCCGUGCUCGAAGGGAAGCUGGCCACCAUACGGCAAGAGGAGAGACAGCUGGCCGAAGACCUGGCGUCCCAGAAGCAGCGGUACCUGGACGAGGCCCAAGCCUUCCAGACCAGGCUGAUCACGUGCAGAAGUCAGGAAAAACUGGUCCAGCUUGCACGCAAGGCCAAGCUGCCGCACAAGCGGUCAUCGAAACCCAACGUUUGCAAGACAGCCUUCCGGCUCCGUUGCGCACCUGAGCCGAACGCCGUCGAAACAAAUAAAGGUCCGUGUUGA